AUGGUUCCGGUGCGGCGGCGCGGCGCCUUCUUCCUGCUCGCGCGCUACCGGCGGCGACGGCGCCGCACGCCCCUGGGCGCUAUCCUGUGUCUCACAUGCCUACUGCUGCUCGCGCGCGACGUGCGCGCCGCCGGGGACCUCGUGGCGCGGCUGUACAACCUGGAGACGGCGGGCAGCUCGGCCGCCAAGCUCUCGCUCAGCCCCAGCGCGCUGCCCAGCGCCGUGAGCGACCGGUUGUCCAGCUACUCGCUCGCGUGGAGCGACCUGUCGGGGCUCAUGCAGCGCGCGCUGCUGUGGGACUCGGGCUUCGUGUUCGCGUCACCUGUCGGGAGCUCGUCGGCGUCGGGCGCGGGGGACGACGUGCAGCUCGUGCAGAUCUUCACGGCCUGCAGCCAGGGGAUGGGCGACCUGCUGCCGGCGCUGGCGGAGGUCAAGACAAUACAGGAAUCCACAGACAACAGCAGCGCCUGCAGCGUCGAGAACUGCGGCAUUAUUGGACACUUUCUGCCCGCGGCUUGCCCCGCGGAGCAGGUGAUCCCCCUCACCAGGUGUGCGGUGUACGCGUCGGCCAUGGCCGGCCAGAAACAGUUUGCGGGGGUCUACUGGGUCGAGGACGGACGCAGCACGGCCGUGCCUGAGCCCGUGGUGAGGCGGCAUACGCCCGAGGACACAGAGCCGAGCGACGCGCUCUUCGCCGUGCACUUGACGGACGCGAGCUUUACAGGGACCGAGUCGUGCCAGCCGCACGUGGAGUUUAUUCUGCCGUGUCGAGGCGUGGCGGAUGACGUGGACAUCAGCAGCAGCAGCGGCAGCACCAGCCUCACAGUCAACGGCAGCAGCUUUACAGAGAUCGACCUGUGUCAGGCCUCGCCCAGCGCGGCGAUGGACGCGUGGCUGGAGCUCGAGUCGACGCCCUCGGCGGGGACGUUCUCCACGACGGCCAUCGUGCUGCUGUCGGUGGCGAUGCUGAUUUGUUUGGUGCUCGGCACGUCCGUGUGGUGGCUGAGCCGCUCGCGCGCGUGGCUACAGGACGCGUACGACCGCGCAGUUCUGGAAGGAUCGUGGGACGACGGAAGCUGGUCCCCCACCUCGCACUUGCUGGGUGGACCGCUCGCUCCGACACUGGCCACGGCGGGAGCAACUGACGAGGAACGACUCACUCCGAUGGAGGUGUUCUUCGGUGCGAGACCCAGAAGCCGACGCUCCCCAGGCAUUCGCGGCGGUACCUCAGCCCUCGUGGCCACCACGCGGGCCGAGAUCACGCUAUCCAACGACCAGCUGUGCCGGAAAAGCCCUAUCCUGCGCGGUUUUGUGUCAGACCCAGCCAUCGUGACGAAGCGCAUCUCGUUCGCACAGCUCCACUUCUUGCGACUGCUUGCCAAAGGCGGCAGCGGUGAGGUGUGGCUGGGUCAGUAUGAGGCUCGCUACGUGGCAAUGAAGUGCUUGUUGCCUACGAAGCGGGAGGACCCAGAGGCGCUGGAACAGUUCGCGGAGGAGAUCAGGAUGGCGUCACUUCUAGCUCACCCGCGCAUUGUCGCGUUUUGCGGCGUGGCCUGGCAGUCGCUGUUACACCUUUGUGCGGUCACGGAGUACAUGCCGCGCGGUGAUCUGGAGAGUCUGUUAGCGAACCCGAUCGCUCAGAAGGAACUGAGCUGGAGCAGGGAGAAGCUCACGCUUAGCAGUGACAUCGUUGAGGCGCUCGUGUACCUGCACUCGCUCGUGCCUAUCGUGAUUCAUCGUGAUCUCAAAUCCAAGAACGUGCUGCUGGAUCGCCGACUGCGCGCGAAGCUGAGCGACUUCGGACUGAGUCGUGAGCGCUCGGUGGAAGACACUAUGACUAACGGCAUCGGCACCAUCCUGUGGAGCGCGCCGGAGGUGCUAGAGGGCAAGCGCUACGACGAGAAGAGCGAUCUCUUCUCCUUUGGCGUGGUGCUGUCCGAGAUCGACACGUGCGCUCUUCCGUACGGCUUCAGUCGCAACGCCAAGAUGCGCAGUAUGCAGAUCGUUCACCUCGUGUCGGAGGGCAAGUUGUUGCCCAAUUUCCGUGACGACUGUCCCCCCGCAAUCCGCGCACUAGCUCAGCGCUGCCUGAGCCUGGAUCCCGCGGCACGACCGACAGCUAUGGAGGUCGCCUUCGAACUUCGUUCCUCCAUCGCGCCGCAGCUGCUGAAACAACCAAUGCCGACGGUGGCUGACGACGACACUGGCAGUAUUAUCUCAUCAGCGUCAGCGCCGUCUCCCACUGCAGCACACAUUGACAUUGAAGACGACGACACUGCAUCCGCACCGCCACCCGCACCUGUACCAUUACACUCUAAAGUUAUCGACCUUGUGGCCAAACUUUUGACUCGGCGUGAGUACGCCAUGGACAGCAGUAAUGAGAGUGAAGCUGCUACGCCCGAAGCCGUGCGGAAAGCCCGCUUGAUUCGUCGAGUCCCGCUCCUGGCGCAUGUCGUGAAAGAGGGACUCUGUCCGGAAGGUGUUUUGCUGCGAUCACUGGAGCCCGUGACUUACGCUGAUGGAGAGUACAUUUAUUGCCAAGGCCAGCCCGAACGUGACGUGUUGUUCAUCGAGGAAGGCAAAGUUUUGAUCACGCAGCGUCGACGCUCUCGCGCUAUGAGUAAUGCUCGACCAGUGGGGUUUAUCCCCAUGGACAGCUCCGGUGGAGUCAUCUUCGCUCGACGGAGUUCGUGGAGACGUUCCCAGGUUGAAGCCGAGAUGGAGAUUGAGUUGCACACGCACGAGGAGCUCGAGUACUUUGGCGAAGAAUCGCUGCUGCAAGGUCUGGUGUCGAGGACGCUCAAUGCUGUGGCCAGUGGGAAUGUAUCGUGUUUUGCUCUGCCUGAGGCGGCUUUCGCUAGGUUGCUAGCGCCUGUACACGAAUUGAUGUUGCACCGUCAUUUGCUGCGAAUGCAUGGAGUCCUGGCGAAGCAGCGAGUGUUCCAGCAUUUUUCAGCUCGCCAGAGGCAGUAUCUAUUGGAUCGCUGCACGCUGGAACACUAUGAAGAAGGAGGGAAGAUUAUACAGCAAGGCGACAAGGAGGACGAUCGGUAUUUCAUUUUGGCUGAAGGUGAGGUGGAUGUGGUUCUGGAUGAGCCUCUAAGAGAUCCGAGACGACCGAAAAGCGCAGUGAUAGUGGGUGGAGAGCAAGCAGUGGAAGAAGAGGACGCGAAGGUGGGAGUGAGAACGUCGGUCGUGUGCAGGAAGACACUUUACCAAGGAUUUGGAGAAAUGGGGAUCCUGUGCAGACCUCGAACAGCGCACGUAGUUGCUGCGGGAAGCGUCAUUUGUGUUGGUAUUUCACGGAAGGGGUACAUUGGCGCUUCUCAGUUGAAUGGGGUUAGUGCGCUGGACGCUGAUGCCGAGGCUUUGCUUGCCAUGUCAUUGAAGGAAGAGUGGAAUCUCGUUGUGAAGACGCGCAAUUUGCACUUGGCAAACCCCUCAGUAUCUCGCCAUCUCGAGACUUUCGUCAAGAAGUUCAAGGCGGCCUACAUGCAGAAGUUCGAAGGAAAAACGCUGUACUUGGAUCUAUUGAGAAGGAUCAACGCCGAGCCGACACUUGCGGGCGAGUUUCCGUUCGUGUCGGACCGCGUGGCUUGGGACCAGCCAGCAUCUUCACUCAGCAUCACGCGCGCGGAGACUCGACGCAUUCUGUCGUUACCUCCAGCCGAGCGCUCCCCGUUCGAGAUCAGCUUCAUGGCUCGCCUACUCGAACCUACAGCGUUCGUCAACAAGUUUGAUCGUCCUUCCCACGUGGAUACACUGACACUUGCCCGGGGAAUCGCUCGCUUUGCAAAUUUCCUCACCGUUCAGAAGGACAAGUUCCUGUUCCGACAGGGCAAGAUCGAAAGCCACGCCUUCCUUAUCUUGAGAGGGAACGUGAAUAUUGUGAACGAGGACGUCAACACGCUGCAACCGGGACUUGCACUCAAGCAGUACGAUGUACUGGCCACACUAUCAGCUGGAGACAGUUUUGGCGAGUUGUCCCUUGUCACUCGCCUUCAACGAUCGGCCUCGGCUCUGGCGGCAUGUGAAGUGGACUUGUUAGUACUGGAGCGUCCGCACUUGCAAGCCUUAACUGAGAUGAUACCCGGCGUAUCCGUGCAACACGCCAUGGUCGAGUGCGCGGAAUUCCUCGCAACGCUGAGCUUUCUUCGCGAUAGCGACUUCGCCCAGUGCAUCCGCGUGGCACACGACCUCCAGGACCAAUUCUACGAACCUCGCCACAUUUUCCUACAAGAACCCGUGCACUUGCGCACACUUUACAUCGUCAAGAGUGGAGAAGUGACUGUCUAUCUGCGUCGAAUUGUGCCGGUCGCUGAGGUCACAGUGAAUUCCGGAGCAAUUGACUCGACCUCAACUAAAGAAGUGCUCGUUCGAGUGGCCACCAUCGGACCGCAAGAGUUUUUCGGCGUUGCGAUUGCAAGUGCCAACAUGUUAUCAGCCAGUGGAUCAGUGGCAGCAGCAAUCACCUCAGCUGGAGCUGCCACUUCUCCUGCAUCGAACAAUGCCCCCCCUGGAUCGCCACCUCCUCCAUCCUCACCAACAUCACCUGCUGCAUCAUCAACAACACACGCCAACAACAACUAUAUCGCCGCCACCUUAGCGUCAGUGACGCCCACGAGCGCGGCUGCAUCAUCCACCUCAACCAACGUUGACCUUGCCAGAACCGUCUUCAUGUGUUCGACCCGCGUACAAAUGCUGGAACUCUCGGAACGCGGGUGGAGACGACUGCCAUUGGCAAGUCUGCACAGUAUCCGCAACUCUCUCCUCGAACGCCACCGCUGGAAUCUCGAAACAGUGGAAAAGCAGCAGCAACAGGGCAAUCCAUCCUUCUUUGUCGUGGACAAACCGUGGCAGCCCGUGACCCGUCCAACGACUACCGGAUCCCCGAAAAAAGCCGCUGGAGACCUUAAAGACUCUCAAACGCGGGUACUGGAGCCGUUGCCGACGACUCAAUUGGCUCGACGGAUAAAGGACAAGAAGCAGCAACAACAGCAACAAGGCCACAACAACGCCGUCUCGCGACUAUUUUCUCCUGCUCCACUAUCUCUAACCAAACCAAGCGGACGACCAUGCGUUCCCAACAUUUCCACCGAGCGCAAUACGGCAACUCUAUCGAGUCGCGGGCCCCCAAUGUAUGGCACCAGUCCACCGAAAGUAUCCUCGCCACGUUUUGCAACACGCCAGGAGAAUGCGCAGUUCACGCCGGCAACUUUUUCCUCCUCCCCGACUCGGUUAAGCCAACUGGGAGGGUCUUUCCAACCUAAAAGUGCAAUUGUGACGUCGUCAGGCAGCGCAUCUGUUGCAUUUUUCAGUCCGCCAAACACGGCAAAACCACUUGCAACGAGUGUAUUGGCCCCACGACCUCCGUCGACGGCAUCUACUCUAUCAGUGAGCCCAAGUCCGCGCAGAUCCAGCACGAACGCAUGCACCCCAAGGCAAGACAAUGACAGCAAAAGUGACUUUAACGCCAUGUGGAAGUUGCAGCGCAGACCUUCCACAUCGAAACCUUAA
Phytophthora sojae is the source of this 5517-nucleotide messenger RNA. RefSeq lists its product as hypothetical. NCBI's taxonomy places the organism in Eukaryota, Oomycota, Peronosporomycetes, Peronosporales, Peronosporaceae. Bases 1 to 5517 code for a protein of 1838 amino acids. Gene Ontology annotation, biological process: protein phosphorylation. The transcript is spliced from 2 exons. The record is from RefSeq and is a predicted model, not a curated record. Gene Ontology annotation, molecular function: ATP binding; protein kinase activity.